This is a messenger RNA of Psammomys obesus (fat sand rat), 845 nucleotides long. RefSeq names its product protein BUD31 homolog. Gene Ontology annotation, biological process: mRNA splicing, via spliceosome. The coding region runs from base 249 to 683 and encodes 144 amino acids. The record is from RefSeq and is a predicted model, not a curated record. The transcript has a single exon. NCBI's taxonomy places the organism in Eukaryota, Metazoa, Chordata, Mammalia, Rodentia, Muridae. Gene Ontology annotation, cellular component: spliceosomal complex; nucleus.
GGAAAAGGCUGGGGAAUUUCCAUUUCUCAUUAUAAGAGCGGCUGGGAUCAUUAAAGAAGCCGCGUUCCUCGGUGCCUGGGCUUCCGAGGAGACAGGGGGCCGAAGAGGAAAAGUGAUCCCCACAAAGUCCCAGAAUCAUUGACAAAUCCGGACAAGAACACGGACUUGUAACUACAGAGACCAGGGAUUUGUAUAUUAUCCUCAGAGGAAAGCGCUCCGAAGGUCUUCACAAGCUAUCCGGCUGGAAAAUGCCCAAAGUCAAAAGAAGCCGGAAAGCGCCGCCGGAUGGCUGGGAGUUGAUUGAACCAACGUUGGAUGAACUGGAUCAGAAGAUGAGAGAGGCUGAAACUGAGCCCCACGAGGGAAAGCGGAAAGUGGAGUCUCUGUGGCCCAUCUUCAGGAUCCACCAUCAGAAAACUCGUUACAUCUUCGACCUCUUUAACCGAAGGAAAGCCAUCAGCAGAGAGCUGUACGAGUACUGUAUUAAAGAAGGCUACGCCGACAGGAACCUCAUCGCCAAGUGGAAGAAGCAAGGCUACGAGAACCUGUGCUGCCUGCGCUGCAUUCAGACUCGGGACACCAACUUCGGGACCAACUGCAUCUGCCGGGUUCCCAAAAGCAAGCUGGAAGUGGGCCGCAUCAUCGAGUGCACGCACUGCGGCUGCCGGGGCUGCUCUGGCUGAGCCCGUGACCCUGUACUUUGGGGGACUUUGGGCCUGUGGGCUCGGGCCUGUCGGGCCUGGUGCAACAUUACAAAGGAAUUGCUUGUCAUUGCUACCACAGGUACAAAAAUAAUUUCUGAUGCAACUCCCUGAAUAAAGGUAAUGAAUCUGAAAUAGAAGAAA